Heterobasidion irregulare TC 32-1 is the source of this 231-nucleotide messenger RNA. RefSeq lists its product as uncharacterized. The record is from RefSeq and is a predicted model, not a curated record. Lineage: Eukaryota; Fungi; Basidiomycota; Agaricomycetes; Russulales; Bondarzewiaceae. The coding region runs from base 1 to 231 and encodes 76 amino acids. The transcript has a single exon.
AUGGCUUCAUUUUCUAUGGACAGGUGUCUUGAUUCUCUUUCUGUUCAAAAAUGUUUUUUCUUGCUGUUCGUUGACUGCGAAAGACUCACGAUGCGAAUAUACCCAGGAUCGUCCGCCAAACGCGUCAGAGCUGCACCAGUGUUCGUGUGUGGCCAGCCCUAUCGUUUGGAGAAUGGAGUAGCGUUUGGAGAAUGUUUGGAGCCACUACCAGCCGCUACCACAUUCCGAUGA